Messenger RNA from Symbiodinium natans, 2571 nucleotides. NCBI's taxonomy places the organism in Eukaryota, Dinophyceae, Suessiales, Symbiodiniaceae. The record is from the annotation of a GenBank genome assembly.
AUGCUCCCUGCCCCGAGAUUCCUCACAACUGCCUGCUUGCUGGCUUCCUGCUUCAUCCCAGGCUCAGCGGUCAACGGCACAUCCGAGUCUUCUUGUGAGGGAGAGGCGUGCGAGGUAUCACACGACCUCUUGGCGAUGAUUCAGCGCUUGCGGCGCGAUGACCCAACUUAUGACGGGCUUACGAUCUCCAUACAUGUCUCAUCGACAGUGUCGACAAACGACGGCAGUGCAACGGUCUGGUGCCCGUAUUAUGACACUUCCAGGAAGCAGACUCCCACAAAUGCUUGGGUGCUGAUGUGCAUGACAGACCCUCCUGAUAGCGGAGACGGCGUGGAGUACACUAGCAACGACCGUGGAUUUCGUGGAUGCAAAGCAUUCUCCUCGGGAUCUUCCAUCAGAGCCGUCGCGGUGUGCAGCAACAUGCGAACCAAUGCGGUGCAAAGCGGUCCAUACAGCUACACAAAUCCCUUUACACUUCGCAUCGACGCUGGACACUACUUUCAGGAGGGGCUUGUCGAGGUGACCUGCGACAACGGGAAACGGCCCUAUGCCUGCCUCUGCCGAACCAAAUGGGGGCUGAAGUAUUGCCAGGGCUCGAGCCUCUUCGCGCCCGACGUCCACAACCGAAAAUGCACGAGGCAGGUGCCGACGGAUAUCGCACACCGCCGCCGCCGCUGUGUUGUGUGCCCGGGACCCACGGACGAUGAUUCAGAGGGCGCUUACGUCUUUGCCAUCUGCAUCGGGAAGAAUGAGGAGGUCGACUACCGGUACGCUUCAACCAAGUCGGGAGAUGAUGCGAUUUCCUCGAAGACCUGCAGCAGUGGCGAGGAGGCCUUGUUGUGCACCAGCCGACCCCAAAAUCGCGGAGAUGGUAUUACGGUCGGGCAGCAGUCGGGUAUGCCGAACUCCUGCAGGUCUCACUCAUCCGGUUCGCAGUCCUUAGCGGCAUCGGCUCUGUGCGGCCCUCCCAACAGCAAGCUUCGCCUGGUCACUUCGCCGUCCGACGGCACAUAUUCGAGAGAGGCCGAUCAAUGGAUCUAUGGAGCAAGUGGCUACGCCGGCGGCGUUCGUGGCUUGAGGUGCAAGUACCGAGCGCCAGGGGGCCACCGCCGCCGACGUGGCUCGGUACGGAGGCAGCUGGCGCUGAAACGAGUCACCGCCAGCUGUCCCAAGCACUUCGAGGCCCUGGCCAACGAGGUGACCUUGCUCCAGCAGCUGAAGGACAGCCACAACAUCAUCCAGGUGCUCGAUGCCGAGGUUCUGCCCGAGCGGCUUUUGAUUCACAUCGUCAUGGAAGAAGGGCAGAUGGAUCUGGGAAGGCUGCUCCAAGCCGAGGCGGACAUGACCCUUGGCGAGGUCCAGGUGCUGUGGAGGCAGAUGCUGGAAGCGGUUCAGGUCGUUCACCGCGAGAGGGUCGUCCACUCUGACCUUAAGCCUGGAAACUUCCUCCUCGUGAAGCAGAGCCUCAAGCUCAUCGACUUCGGCAUCGCCAAGAGGAUCGCAAGCAACACCACGAACAUUAGCCGCGAGUCCUCGGUGGGCACCAUCAGCUACAUGGCACCGGAGGCCGUGAAGCAGGGUGCGGUGAAGAUGGGCCGCCCUUCGGAUGUCUGGUCCCUGGGCAUCAUCCUGUACCAGAUGGUCUACAUGAAGGCCCCUUUUGCGCACCUAGACCCCAUGCAGCGGCUCUUCGCGCUAACGGACCCCGGCAUGGCCGUGGAGUUCCCGCAAGGCCACCGCUUCGAGAGCCACUCACAGGAGGCGAAGGAUUCCUUGCUCGACGUGUUGCAGAGGUGCUUGCAGCGAGAGCCGAGCAAGCGGCCCACGAUCCCCGAGCUUCUGGAGCAUCCCUUCCUGGUGUCGGAAACCAUUCAGCUGAGCCGGGCAAACUUCGAUCGUACCAUGGAGGCGCUUGUUCGGAGCUUUAUGGGCGCGGCGCAGGAGGCGAUAGAAUCUGCUGGAGGACCAUCAUCUGCCAACGCCGCAGAAGGCCCUCCAGUUUGCUGGCAGAUCCUGGCAGACGAGGCUUGGAAGCGCAUCUCAGAUGGCAAUGCCGGCUGGCAGGCCAAGGACCAGACCAGGGUCGAUUUCCCAGGGCUGGCACCGUUCCGCGAGUGGCUGGCGCGCGGCUUCAAGCGCCAGAAGGUUGCCGAAGCUCCGAAGGUCCCCGCACCGGCCGCCGCACCAAACGCCAAAGGCGCCGUGGCUGCAGCGGCUCCGCCACCCGCCCCGGUUCCCUCCUCGCGUCCGGGGCCAGGAACCAAGCCGCCGCAGAAGCCGGGCGAAAGGCGUGUGCCUUUGCAUCAGGCUGCCCCUCCUAACGCCAAGGGCGAUGGCGGGCGACCGCCCAUCCAUGCGGAGCUGCUCCAGAAGCAGCGAACCAACCUGCGAAAGGCUGCCGGGACUGGCGUCACUGUGGGGAAGGAGAACGUGGCGCCUCCCAGCAAGGACACGAAAACUGCCGGUUUUGCGGCAGAGAACCUGGUGCUCAAGCGCUUGAAGAACCGGCGUGCCCUCCUGGCGGACGAGAAGGCCGAGGACGACCAGACGGAUACCGAUUGGGGCCAUUAG